Molecule: messenger RNA, 2220 nt
Organism: Eriocheir sinensis (Chinese mitten crab)
Lineage: Eukaryota; Metazoa; Arthropoda; Malacostraca; Decapoda; Varunidae
Exons: 11
Coding region: 1086-2165 (359 amino acids)
Source: RefSeq, a predicted model, not a curated record
CAAGCAUAUUUUCCAAAUAUAAUAUAGAUACAUGCAAGGAUAUAAUGUUUUUUUUUAUUCCUGGUGCUACUUAUAAUUACCCAUGUAUCCUUAGUUGUAUAAUCACACUCUGUACUGUCUGGGGGUUGGGACGGCAUGCUCCUCCCUUUCAUGGCAUGGCUCAAACCGUUUCUGAUCUUGUAGCAAGACAAAACACACACACACUCAGGAGGGCAGGACUGUCGGCCUUUCACUGCCGCAGGAUCACAUACACAUAUAGGAGGGCAGGAUUGCUAGCCUUCUGCUCCUGCUGGGAAGAUGAGGUCACAACUUCAUGGCUUACAUCCUGUACCUAUUGUAUACAGGUAAAAUACCAUACUAAAAAAAGGGUGCGGCUGCUGAGGUGAGGCAGGCGAGCUCGGGACUCGAGGGCACCGUUGCCAGAUUAUCGUACUCCAGAGCCGCGUAAUUACCGGUUUCUGGCUAUAACUGUUGCCAACAAGCACCAAUAAUUAACCAUUUAAACGAUAUCCAUAUAUGAAGGCAGUUAUUUGGGUGAUGAAAGCAGUUUAAUUAUUGGGUCGGAAAUCGGCAAACAUAAAAGGCUCAGUACGACAAUCUGGUAAUGUUGCUCGGGGGGACCGAUUUUUCCAGUGUUUUGGAGUGGGCCGAGUAGCGCAUAUAAACACAGGUCGGCGCAUGCGCAGUAGAGGGGGGAACAGGGGGGAACGUUCAGUCUGCCACAACGGCGUCGGCGCGGGAGGGCGCCUCCUGUUAUAAUACCUCCAUGGAGAAACCUUGAGCCUCCUGUGACAUCAAGAUUAAGACCAAGAUCAGGCCCCGAGAUUUGAUUUUCUCUUCUCUGUUCUUUGGAAACGCACGAUAAAUUAAACAAGCCAAGGAGAGGGUGUUCCCCGGCUGCCUGGGACGUGACGGGAGAGCCAAAGAGGUAGAGUUAUUAACACAUGCAGCCGUGAACACUUUUUGAAGAGGCGCUGUGGGAUUACUUGUGUGGGGAGAGGAAGGAAGCGACGAGAAGCACCCAGCGCCACCCCACGCUGAGCCAUCUUUCCCUUCAACGAGACUCAGCCACAACACAGAUCAUCAUGUCCCGCACUUUCUAUUUGCUGCUUUUACUUGCCCCCCACGGAGUCCUCCUCACCAGCCAAACGAGAGAACUACAGGUCAGCUUCAUCCACCCUGAGUUCCCUGUUGUCAAGAUUAAGGCCAACUGCGACCCGUCUUCAGGUCGAAAGAUGAUUUUGGAUGUUUACAAGUGCCCCAUGAAUACAAGUCAACCAUAUUUACCAGUGUCGUUAAAGGGAGUCUGCGAGGAGGAGGGCGGGACACACUGCCUCACCGAAGACCUUCGGGGCGAGGAUUGCUUCGCUAUAUCAGGAUAUUUUUGGAGAGAAAGAAGCUUGAAGUACACGUCUUCCGAGCUCAGCCUGGCCAACGUGACCUUUUUCAGCAGAGAAUUUACGGUUGAAGCCACAUCCUGGAAACAACAAGGCAACACCUCGGUGCUACACCUCAAGCCAGUGGCAGGGAUUCCCAUCUACAUGCUCAAGCUCGAGGAUGCCAGUCAAAACAAGAGCGGGAACUGCAGCUCUCUGGUCCUGACGGGUGGCACGGAGGAGCCAUUUGACACAAUUGUCUUCACGGCGCACUGGCACCAACAAGUCUUCCCGGGCUGCACCUACAGGGUCUGGUUCAGGCCGAGGACCGAAUGUCAAAAAGAUAUGAUCGGCGCCAAGGACAAGGAACUGCCGAGGCUUCAGUACGUACAAGCGAGCAAAGAAGAAAUACUGGUCGAGGAGCCUAGGACCGGAAAACUCUUUGUGGCGUCAGUGGCGACGGCGGGCUUGUUGACCUCAUUGGCUAUGGUGCUGUUGUUUGCCGUCAUUCAUCACGCCUGGAAGUCUCGACGAAUUCAAAGUUCAGUCCCGGACAGAAGUGAAGACACAGAUAGCAUAACACCUCAGUCAACUGGCGAAAACUUGCAACUAAUAUAUAAACCACGAAAGUCGCCGCCAGUGACGGUGCGCAAGGCGGCUCCCAGAACCGUCCUGCUGGUGUACACGCCAAACCUUCACCGUCAGAUGGCUGCCCUCGCCGCCCGCUUGAAAGAGAUGACGGAACUGCAGAUCGAGGACCUUCACGAUAUGAGGACCAGGACAAGCUGAACGACCCGACGGUGUGGGUGACUCGGCGCCUCAUGGACCCCAACACCCGCUUCAU